AUGGAUAGAAUAUUGAGCUGGAACGUCCGAGGGAUCAACAACAAACAAAAGCAAAAAUUAGUCAGGCAUUUGAUUAAUUCUCAAAAGGUGAGCUUAGUUGGUCUUCUCAAGACGAGAGUUAAGGCCCGGAAACUUGGGUCUUUAUAUGUUAAUAUAUUCAAUGGUUGGUGUUUUACCUCUAACAUUGCUUGGCAUGCGGGUGGGCGGAUUAUAGUAGCAUGGAAUCCUCUUAAUUUCACUGUGAUCAUUUUAAGGUGUACUAGCCAACUUAUGCAUCUCUUAGUGUCAACGGUGGAUGGUAAGAAUAGGUUCUAUGUCACCUUUGUGUAUGCUGUUAAUGAUACAGAUGGGAGAAAGGUGUUAUGGAGAGACUUACAGGAUAUAAACACCCAGGAGGCAUGGGUUGUCAUGGGAGAUUUCAAUGAAAUACUGACUAGAGAGGAAAGGAUUGGUAAACGGGUGAAGUAUAGUAUAGCAACAGAUUUUAUUGACUAUAUUGGGAACUGCCAAUUAGAGGAUGUCAAGUAUAGUGGGAGUUUUUUCACUUGGAGCAAUAAACAGCAAGGAGAUGAUAGAAUUUGUUCCAAAAUAGAUAGGGUGCUUGCAAAUCAGACAUGGCUGAACCGUUUUAUCAAUGCUAAAGCAGUGUUUCUGUUUGAAGGGAUUUUUGAUCAUACCCCUGCGGUUUUGUCUGUGUACCCUGAGAUUCUAAGUGGCAAAAAGCCAUUUAAAUAUUUUAGAAUGUGGUCUUCUCACCCAAAGUACUCAGAGUCAGUUAAGGAGGUUUGGCAGCGAGCAAUUAAUGGGACUAAAAUGUUUCAAGUAGUUGCUAAGCUUAAGGCUCUCAAAGGAGUCUUAAAAGAGCUCAACAAACAAGGAGAAGUGGAAGCCAGGGACAAAUAUAUUCAAGUACAUAAUGAGCUGAAUUCCUUUUUGCAACAAAAAGCUAAAUUAAGUUGGAUCAAAGAUGGAGAUGACAACAUAGCGAUUUUUCACACCAGUAUUAGAGAAAGAAGACGACAAAAUAGAAUUUUGUCAAUUGAGACCCGAGAAGGAAUCAGAGUAGAAGAGCCUUCUCAGGUAACAGAUGCUUUCUUAUCAUUUUAUCAAAGCUUACUUGGUCAAAUUCUCAAAGAGUUUAACACAACUGUGUUAACACUUAUCCCUAAAGUUAAGUGUCCUAACACAGUUAGUGAUUUUAGGCUCAUUGCAUGUUGCAAUGUAAUUUAUAAGACAACCACUAAAUUGAUUUGUUCAAGACUCAAACACAUUCUUCCUGAGUUGGUAGCUCAAAAUCAAGGAGGAUUCAUCAAAGGCAGGUUCAUCGCUCACAAUAUUAUGAUUUGCCAAGAUCUCAUUCGGCAUUAUGGAAGGAAAGAAACAAAGGCAGGCUGUGUGAUAAAGCUGGAUUUACAGAAAGCCUAUGAUACAAUAGAGUGGAAUUUCUUGGAAGAAUUGCUACUUGCUUUCCAGUUUCCUGACAAGUUUGUAAAGCUGGUUAUGAAUUGUGUUCGGACUCCUAGGUUCUCACUCAUGUUCAAUGGCUCAAUGCAUGGGUAUUUUGAAGCAAAGAGAGGAUUAAGACAAGGGGAUCCUAUGUCUCCUCUUCUCUUUGUCCUCGAAAUGGAGUAUUUCUCAAGAAUAAUACAACGAAUUGGGACCAAAUCAGACUUCAAGUUUCAUGACAGGUGUGAAGUGUUGAAAUUAAAUCAUCUGAGUUUUGCAGAUGAUGUUAUCAUGUUCUGCCAUGGAGACUUUAAAAGCAUCCAUUAUCUCUUGCAAGGGCUGAAGCUUUUUUCUUUUUCCUCUGGGCUGCAUCCUAAUCCUUCAAAAUCAGCAAUUUACUGUUGUGGCAUGCAGGAUAGCGAGGUACAGCGCAUUGUGGAGGCUUCAGGCUUUUGCAGGAAAGAAGUGCCAUUCAAAUAUUUGGGCAUUCCUGUGUGUGCCAAGCGAAUUUCAAUCAAAGAUUGUUCUGUUCUAGCUGACAAAAUGACAGCUAGGAUCAAGGCAUGGAGUACUCGAAAUUUAUCAUUUGCAGGUCGAGCUGUGCUAAUCAACUCUGUGUUACUGACAAUUCAUUCUUAUUGA
Molecule: messenger RNA, 2088 nt
Organism: Humulus lupulus (European hop)
Lineage: Eukaryota; Viridiplantae; Streptophyta; Magnoliopsida; Rosales; Cannabaceae
Exons: 3
Coding region: 1-2088 (695 amino acids)
Source: RefSeq, a predicted model, not a curated record